GAGGCACCACUGGAGAGCCUGAAUGAUUACCUCUUCGCAUUGUCUAGCCAUGCAGUCUACUGGGAUUCUAAGGACUGUCUUCUCUUUAUGCUUAAUCAGGUUUUCGACAACGCUGAUUGUGUUUGUGUCGAGGGGGUUACUACUCCAACGAAUACCAAUGCUUCGCUGACACCCCGUGGGGAGACGAAUUAUGACCUUCUGACUGCCACCGAUUCUGAGACCUCUGUGAUGAAACAUUCGACUUCCAAUCCUGCCUUCUCUUCCAACCCUAUCUCGGGUUCUGCCUUCCACCCUGCUCAACAUUUUUACCCACCGUCUCGAACUUCUAUGCUCGAUCCAUCUCCCCCUCCCUCGAUGACAUCCCUUCACAGCCAAAGUGGUGUUGCCACUGACCUUAUUGACCUCUCUAGUACCUCAAACCGUCAAACCACCGUUGAUUCAAACUUUGUCGAGAUUGACCUCGCUCCCUGA
Rodentolepis nana is the source of this 471-nucleotide messenger RNA. Lineage: Eukaryota; Metazoa; Platyhelminthes; Cestoda; Cyclophyllidea; Hymenolepididae. The record is from the annotation of a GenBank genome assembly.